AGAUAAGUUCCCGUGUGAAAUUGCUUUUUCGGCGAUUGGAUUUUCAUCGAUUUUGCAAAAGGAAAACAGGUUUUAAGAGGAGAACUGAGGUGGCACACAUCGCCAACAACAACAACCAGAACCAGAGCAAAGAAUCCCAAGAAAGAGAUCCGAAGGAUACGGGAAUCUUUGGAUGCUUUGCCAAGAAGGAAGAGCAGCAGCAUAAUCCCAAAAAGAAACAAUCAGAAGGACCCAGAGAGAGUUCCAACUCGGGCAGCUAUAAAGUCCAGCAAAAGGAGCAAGAACAACAGAGGGAAUCGGAGAACGAGCAUCCAUCCAUUUACCGCCAGCAGGACGAGGAGUUUCAUCCGAUAAAAAAGGUGGAGCCCCAGAAAACCCCACCCAUAUCCAAGCAACCCCGUCCGCGGAAUACCCCAAGAUCGCAAAGUCAGCCGGCUAUUAACAACCGACGACGUCCAGGAACCCCGCCUCCUCAUACAGUCGCAGCUGGAAACGGAACCGCAAGCAGGAGCAUGACCUCCAUACCCGCCAAUCUGUCUAGCAAUAAUGUUGCUGGUGCAGCAACCUUACCAGGAGCUGCGCCACCGCCAGAGAAAUAUACGUGGCCGAACUCCAAGGAUGAUUACGAGCUGAGGGACGUCAUUGGUGUGGGUGCCACAGCCGUUGUCCAUGGGGCCUACUGUAUUCCAAGGAACGAGAAGUGCGCCAUCAAGCGCAUCAACCUGGAGAAGUGGAACACAUCGAUGGACGAGCUGCUCAAGGAGAUUCAGGCCAUGUCCUCUUGUUUUCACGAGAACGUGGUGACCUAUCACACCUCAUUUGUGGUCAGGGAAGAGCUCUGGUUGGUGCUAAGACUCCUAGAAGGCGGUUCUCUGCUGGACAUCAUCAAGCACAAGAUGCGAACGUCCAACUGCAAGCAGGGUGUCUUCGACGAAGCCACCAUUGCCACGGUACUGAAGGAAGUCCUGAAGGGAUUGGAGUACUUCCACUCGAACGGGCAAAUCCAUCGUGAUAUCAAGGCAGGCAAUAUCUUGAUUGGUGACGAUGGCACCAUUCAAAUCGCUGACUUCGGCGUGAGUGCAUGGCUGGCCACUGGCAGGGAUUUGUCCAGGCAGAAAGUGCGCCACACCUUUGUGGGCACACCGUGUUGGAUGGCUCCCGAGGUGAUGGAGCAGGAUCAUGGCUACGACUUUAAGGCGGACAUUUGGUCCUUUGGAAUAACAGCUAUCGAAAUGGCCACGGGCACUGCACCCUACCAUAAAUACCCACCCAUGAAGGUGCUAAUGCUGACCCUGCAGAAUGACCCGCCCACCUUGGACACCGGUGCGGACGAUAAAGAUCAGUAUAAGGCGUAUGGCAAGACAUUCCGCAAGAUGAUCGUCGAGUGCUUGCAAAAGGAGCCAUCGAAACGUCCCACGGCUAGUGAGCUCUUGAAGCACGCUUUCUUCAAGAAGGCCAAGGAUCGCAAGUAUCUCACCCAGACGUUGCUGCAAUCUGGGCCCAGUAUGGAGACCAGGGUUCAUAAGGCGGCGAAACGGCAGCCAGGAGCCUCGGGCCGUUUGCAUCGCACGGUGACAGGCGAAUGGGUCUGGUCCAGCGAAGAGGAGGACAAUGGUGGCUCUGCCGGCGCUUCCGGAUCAGGAGACAGAAAACACCCAUCUUCGGACUCGGAUUCUGAGGAUAGACCCAUGAACCGAUUGGAAAGGGCCGACUCCUCGGACAGCGACCGGGAAGAGCCUUCUCCCGAAAUAACCCAUAGUGUAUCCUCAGCCACAGUGACGCCUGGAGCUCCAGCUGGUGCUGGUGCUGGUGCUGCCCAAGAGCUAACAGCUGGCAUGGCUCAAUUACCACUACCUAGCGAAGCCGCCGGCGAGGCGCCACCAGUCAAUCUUGUCCUGCGCAUGCGCAACUUGCGACGUGAGCUUCACGACAUUCGCUUCGAGUUCGUGGUGGGCAAGGACACAGCCGAGGGCAUCGCUACAGAACUGGUAGACGCCGGACUCGUUGAUGCGCUGGAUACCCAACCGAUGGCAACGCAUCUGGAUCAACUGAUAGCUGCCAGUGCAACGAUGAAAACGAUUACUUUCCAAUUGAGUUCCGGCGUGCAGCCGGGCGAAGUGCCCGACGAACGAUCGCUGGUGGGAUAUGCGCAGAUCUCCAUCACGGACUAGUGAUCUGCCACGGAGCGUGCAUCACAGCCAACACAACCCAUCACAAGAGCAUCCCAAACACCAACACAUAGCACCAUCCCUAGAAAACCAAGCCAGUCUGAUGAUACGUAAGGCCAGGAGGAGGGUUCGGGAUCUGGAUUUUCCCGACUGGAGCCGUUUCUGUUUGCUGCUUUUAGCACUAGACUAGAACUAACUGUAUAUGCUAGUGAUAGAUCUUAACGCGAGCCGAUCGUUUACCACAUAGAGAAACUAUCUAUACACACGGUAUAUAUGCUAAGCAGGGUGGGUCGAUUUCAACCUAUUGGUAUAUAUACUGAUAUAUUGAUAUAUUUACUAUUCAGCUUAGUUUUUUUUUCAAUUGGUAACCCACUCGUUAACAGCUGUAGUGAUCUAAGUUAUACUACAACUUUAAUAUUAAAUACUACAAAUUGUUCUUGGGAUUUUAUAUAUACUACCCUGGAAAUCGGCCCGCCCUGGAUUUUUAUAUAUGCCUUACGUACUAUAUAAAUCCUAUGCGCAUUGUAAUUAACCCAUGUGCCCAGCCCCCUUUUCCCUCGCCCCGCUAAAGUAAUUGAAGAAUCGUGUACUUAUUCGUUUCGUUUGUCUUUAAGUAGCUCUGUACAUACACCCCACACGUAUAUAUAUAUAUAUUGUAUGUCUAUAUAUAUAUAUAUAUAGCUCUUGGUUUUAAUUAGCCCACUGAAAUCAGUAGAUCCUGAUGUAGUCCUGCCUUUAUUUAUCAUUUACCAAUCGCUCCCCCGCCAGGCGUCUUUAAUUUAUUCUCUAGCAAUUUAAACUACUAAUUUUUAAAUCGUAGCGCCUAAGUCUUGUUUUUGUUUUACUCUUAUUAUUUUGUAUUUUAUUUUACCAUUAAUUACCACUACUCUGUAUACCUACACUGUAUGAUGUAUGAGUUUCCGAUAAGAUCGCAAAGGAUGUAAACUUAAGUGAGGAGAGUAGAAAUUAUGAUUCAAGCUCUGUAGCUACCUUGAAGUAAAUCGUAAAUCAAUUACUUUAAAAAUGAAUAAUUUUAAACUUCGUAUAGUAAAAAAGGAAAAUUACAAAAAAAUAGAAACGAAAAGGAA
Messenger RNA from Drosophila mauritiana, 3256 nucleotides. It is a transcript of the gene fray, whose product is annotated as serine/threonine-protein kinase OSR1. The transcript has 3 exons. Gene Ontology annotation, biological process: protein phosphorylation. The record is from RefSeq and is a predicted model, not a curated record. Gene Ontology annotation, molecular function: protein serine/threonine kinase activity; protein serine/threonine kinase activator activity; ATP binding. NCBI's taxonomy places the organism in Eukaryota, Metazoa, Arthropoda, Insecta, Diptera, Drosophilidae. Bases 513 to 2171 code for a protein of 552 amino acids.